Messenger RNA from Elgaria multicarinata webbii, 3253 nucleotides. Its product is annotated as zinc finger protein 665-like. The record is from RefSeq and is a predicted model, not a curated record. The transcript is spliced from 3 exons. Gene Ontology annotation, biological process: regulation of transcription by RNA polymerase II. Gene Ontology annotation, molecular function: chromatin insulator sequence binding. Lineage: Eukaryota; Metazoa; Chordata; Lepidosauria; Squamata; Anguidae. Gene Ontology annotation, cellular component: chromosome. Bases 154 to 2649 code for a protein of 831 amino acids.
CGGGAAGGGAAAUGAGCCCGGCGAGGAGGGGGCGGCUGGUCCUUGGAGGGGCGCAGAAGCUCGCUGUGGCUUUUGAGGAGGUGGCUGUUGUGUUUCACCAAGGAGGAGUUGGCUCUGCUGGAUCCUGGCCAAAGGGGUCUUUACAAGGGAGUCAUGAUGGCGAAUCAUGGGCGCGUUGCUUCUGUCGUCAGGGAUUCAUCGGAGGAAACAAAUGAAAGAGUAUAUCAAGCCUCUAAAGAAAGCGAUAAGUGGUCAGAGGUCGAAGAGGAUGUCGGGAAUCGGGACGGGUUGGACAGGCUGGAGGGAAACCAAAGAAAUAAGGAAAGCAAGAAACCCAUUUCUUAUCUGGAUGGUGCCCGCCUUGCAAUUAAGGUACAACAAGAAACACCCAAAGACAAGAGAGGUGGGAAAAGGUUUGCUCAUAAAUCACCUGUGGAAGACCACUGGAAACAAAGCAGCAAAGCAGAGAGACGAUAUAAAUGCCUUGAAUGUGGGAAGAGUUUCAGACAGAGUACAGUAUUGAUCUCCCAUCAAAGAACACACACAGGGGAGAAACCUUUCAACUGUCUGGAGUGUGGGAAAGCAUUUAGUCAGAAGGGGGCACUUACCACCCAUCAAAGAAUUCACUCAGGAGAGAAGCCAUUUAAAUGCUUGGAAUGUGGAAAGGGAUUUUGCCAGAGGGGUGCCCUUCAAGUACAUCAGAGAACUCACACUGGGGAAAAACCAUUUAAAUGUCUGGAGUGUGGAAAGAGUUUUAACCAAGCCUCAGUCCUUAAUUCCCACCAAAUAACUCACACAGGGGAGAAACCAUUUAAAUGCCUGGAGUGCGGAAAGAGCUUCACUCAGAUCUCUCUCCUUAAUUCCCAUCAAAGAACACAUGCAGCGGAGAAACCGUAUAAAUGUCAGGAGUGUGGAAAAAGCUUCAGUCAGGCCUCUCUCCUGAAUUCCCAUCAAAGAAUACAUACAGAUGAGAAGCCAUUUGAGUGCCUGCAUUGUGGAAGGAGAUUCAGACAUAAAUCAGCUCUUACAUCCCAUCAAAGAAUUCACACAGGGGAAAAGCCCUUUAAAUGUCAGGAGUGUGGAAAAAGCUUCAACCGGAAGUAUGACCUUGUUGCGCAUCAGCGAAUUCACACAGGAGAGAAACCAUUUAAAUGUUUGAAGUGUGGAAAGAGCUUCCGUCUCAAGCCAAGCCUUACUAGUCAUCAGAGAAUUCAUGCAGAAGAGAAUCCAUUUAAAUGCCUGGAAUGUGGAGAAAGCUUUAGACAGAAGUAUGCACUUGUUUCUCAUCAAAUAAUUCACACAGGGCAGAAACCAUUUGAAUGUUCCCAGUGUGGAAAGAGCUUCAUUCACAGGCAAAGCUUUACUAGUCAUCAGAGAAUUCACACAGGAGAGAAACCAUUUAAGUGUGUGGACUGUGGAAAGAGCUUCAGGCGGAAGGAUAGCCUCACUUCACAUCAGAGAAAUCACACAGGAGAGAAACUGUUUGAAUGUAUGCAGUGUGGAAAGACCUUCAAUCGCAGGCAUAGCCUUACCAGUCAUGAGAGAACUCACACAGGAGAGAAACCAUUUACAUGUCUGCAAUGUGGAAAGAGCUUCAGACAGAAGGGUGCCCUUAGAGCACAUGAAGUAAUUCACAUUGGGGAAAAACUAUAUAAAUGCCUGGAGUGUGGAAAGAGGUUCAGGCGGAAGUAUGCCCUUAAUUCCCAUCAAAGCAUUCACACUGGAGACAAACCAUAUCAAUGCUUGGAGUGCGGGAAGAGAUUCUGCCAGAGUAGUGCCCUUAACUGCCAUCAAAGAAUUCACACAGGGGAGAAACCGUAUCAGUGCUUGGAGUGUGGAAAGAGCUUCAGCUUGAAACCGUCUCUUCUAUUACAUCAAACCACUCACACCGGGGAGAAACCCUUUAAAUGCCUGAAGUGCGGAAAGAGUUUCAGUCGGAAGGCCUACCUUACUUUACACCAAAUAACUCAUACUGGGAAGAAACCCUACAAAUGCUCGGUGUGUGGAAAGCGUUUCAGUUUGAAGCCAUCUCUUACACUGCAUCAAACCACUCACACAGGGGAAAAACCGUAUAAAUGCACGGUGUGUGGAAAGCGCUUCAGUCGUCGGGCAUACGUUUCUUUACAUCAAAGAAUUCACACAGGGGAGAAGCCCUUUAAAUGCCUGGAGUGUGGCAAGGGGUUCAAUCGAAGGGAAUACCUGAUUUCACAUCAAAGAACUCACAGAGAGACCUCUUCGGAAGAGGAGGAUUCUGAUGCACCAGAAGAACCCUCUCCUACUGUAGACUUGGGGCAAUUUGAGGGAAACUGUGACAGCGGUGCCUCAUUGGAGGCACCCAGCAACCCUGUCCUGAGCUCAGUGGGGAUUCCAGACUCUCCUUCCACCACCCACAGGCCAGCAGAACACCAAUGGCAAUGUAUCAGGUGGGAUAUUCAAAGCCAUGGUGGAAGCACCCACCUGACGCCCCGAAGACCCUUUCGGCCAGGUUAUAUUCAAGAGCCAGAAUCUACCUAUGAAGAGGAAGGCCCAGCUACUACUACUAAUGAGACAAACUCAGACACAACUGCUGAUUCUGCUUCAGCCAGAAUCUGUGCUCCUGGUCCUCCCUCAGAUCUUUCCUUGGUUAACAGCUCCCACAGAGCUGUCUGACUCUAAUUGCAGGCUGGAGACAGGAGAAACUACUUAACUGUCUGGAGGAUAAAAGGAGCCUGAGGCAGAGUGCAUAUCUUACUUUAUAUCAAAGAAGGCUCUGUAUAAAUGAUUUAAAUGUCUCGCUUAAAUGCCACGGGGUGAUUAUAUCACAUCGAAUAUUCAUUGUAAUGGUGAAUCAGACAUCAAUCUAAUGUUAUGAUGGCUGUUCUCAUAAAACAAGCUUUCCCCGACAUGCAUCAGAUGAUUCGUAUUGGGAAAAGCCCAAGAAAUGUUCUGGUUGUAGUAAGAUCUUCUGCAACAAAUGUUAUACAUGUAUGAAGUGUCGAACAUGCUUUAGCGAGUAGAAAUUGUACUUCAAAUAAAAUAGUCUGCGUGGAAGAGAAAUCAUCUAAAUCAUUAGAAUUUAAGGAAGUUAAUUUAUUUGAAAUGAAUGUGCAACAGACUGUACACGGGAGGUCCUCUUUUAAAGAAAAUGUAAUAUUGGAAUAUGGAAAGAAAAAUUGAGGUUUCCACUACUAGGAAUUAAUUUGAGCCUAAGUCCACGGUCUAGUUCAUAUGUAACGCUAAGCCGUGGUUUGGUUGUUUGCUCGCCAGCCUACAU